Argiope bruennichi is the source of this 3263-nucleotide messenger RNA. RefSeq names its product centrosomal protein 43-like. Bases 138 to 1469 code for a protein of 443 amino acids. The transcript has a single exon. The record is from RefSeq and is a predicted model, not a curated record. Lineage: Eukaryota; Metazoa; Arthropoda; Arachnida; Araneae; Araneidae. Gene Ontology annotation, cellular component: centrosome. Gene Ontology annotation, biological process: microtubule anchoring.
UGAGCUUGAAAUUCUUAUGUAAAUAUAAACAAAUGGCUGAUAAACAAGUUUGAAUUUUUUUACAAUUUAAAUACGUAUUAUUUCGAUUUCAGUAUUUUUAAAAACAAAAUUCAUCUGCUUUACUGACAUCGACCAAAAUGUAUGCUGAAGGAGAAACGGAAUUGCGUGAUUUAAUAAUUCAAAAUUUAGAAACAUGUGGCUUUUUGAAUAAAAUAAAAGCUGAAUUGCGAGCUGGAGUACUUCUUGCAUUUGAAGAAGAACGCAAUUUGCGCUCAAAAAUUCCAUUGUUUAAUAAGAAGUUUGAUGAAUUUGUGGAAAAAAAGGAUGGGAAAUUAGUUGUGUCGUUGGUACGAGAAUUUUUGGAAUAUUUUAAUCUUAACUUCACGAUUUCCGUAUUUGAUCCUGAAAUAGCGACGUCUUCACCUUAUUUAAAUCGAACUGAUCUUUGUAAAGAGUUAAAUCUUAGAAACACCGAAUUUGAUGGACCUGUUAUUUCUGCUCUUUUAAAAAAUAAGCCAUCCUUUGAAUUAGAAAAGGUAUCUCAGUCUUUAAGUUCAGAAAAAACCACUAGUUUUAGUGCAAGCAUCCAUACAUCUCUAGAAACUAUUUCAGAGGAUUCUCCAGUGAAAGAAAAAAAUGGUUUUGAAAAUUUGACAUCAAAUGAUAGCGUAUCUACGUCAGCUUUUCCAUCGUUAAAAUUUGACAACUCUGGGAAAAACAUGUUAUCCGAAGAAAAUAUCAAAGCAAAACAGAAAACCUCUACUUCUGAUACUUUUAGGAAAUCAAAUUCUAGCAUUAUUGAAAAGCUAAAAAAUGAAUCUUCUAGCUUAGAAAUGUUUGAUAAGGAAAAAACUAAGAUAUCUGAUGUGUUUACAAAUGAAAAAUCUUCUAGUAUCUUUAAAGAAAAAGAAAGUUCUUUAAAUCUUGAAGAUGACUCAUUUUUUGAUGAUCCAAUACCAUCUGAAAAGCCCAGUUUUUUAAAUCUGCCGAGUGAAAAUCCUUUUACAGCGAGUAGUUUCAAAGAUAAUACACAAAAUAAAUCAAAUGGAUCUGCUUUAUUAGGUACUGAAAAGAGUACAUUAUCAUCAUUAAAAGAUUUACCUGCUCUUACAACAAAGGGCAAAGAUUGGAAUUUCAGUUCUGCAGAGUUACCAAAAACUCUUCCCAGUUUGGAUACUAAAAAGUUAGCAUCAAGUUCAGAGAAAUUUGAUAAUAAAGAAAUGAAAGAAGAUGAAAAGGAAGAUAUUGUUAAAAAGGAUCCAGAUCUUGAAUCAACUGAAGAAUCCAGUGAUCAUCAGUUGAAUUCAGAUGAAAGCAUUGAAGAGGAACUUGAAGGAGACUUUUCAGCUGGAUUAGAUGAUUUAUUAAAUAGCAGUUUAUCAUUAGGGGAUGAUGCUACUUCAGAUCAGACAGUAUCUCAAAUUAGUGUAGUGGAUGGCGUUGAUCAUGUAGAACCAGUUAAGAAUUAAAUUUAUUCAAUAGUUAUUUAAAGCUUUCCAUUUUUCUAUACUGCACUUGGUAAGUGAUAUUAUAGUGCCUUUUCACAUAAUAUUCUAUUUUACAAUUCAUUUACAAGCUUGUUCUUAUAUCAAAGUAUGCCAUUAUCACAAUAUAUCCUUCUAGUCUUGUUUAAAUAUGGGAAAUAUUUUUAAGAACAUUAAUAAAAUAAAUAGUGAUGGAGGGGAAAUGUGAAUAAAUGAUAUUUGGAUCUUAAUCGAGUCAAAAAUUUAAAAGUAAUACUAAGAUUUUAACUUUGUAAUGCUUUAGUCAUUAACAUUCAUCAUUAAACUAAUGUAUACAAAAAAAAAAAAAAUGCUUGUGUCAACUUUGAAAUACAUUUUGAAUUUUAAUUUUGUAUUUCAAAAUUAGAUACUAAACAGGUAUUUUAAUCUAUUUUUUAUAAUUUGAUUAAAAUAUGAUAAGUUAAUAAAAAAUACAGUGAAAUCCAUUUAAAUUUUGGUCCUAUUACAUCACUAAUGAUGCCAUUUCGUUAAGAAGUAAUUUGGAUGUGAAGGUAAAUGAUUCAGCAUAGGUAACUGGUGUAACACUUGAUUGUCCUUUCGAUUAUUACCAUAGUAGUAAUAAUAAUAAUGGGUGACCAUUAUUAUUAUUACACAGUGGCACAUUAAAGUGGAUUUCAACCUAACAUUUUUAGGUAUUAUUCUAUUAGCAGAACUAUGAUUGUCUGCAAGUUAGAAUGUUGAAAUUACUCUGUGUCGCAUGUACAAAGAAUAGCAAGUAAAAUUAAAUCACUCUUAAGAUUUGCAUGAUUUUAUUAAUAAUCUCAUGAAAAGAAUAGUCACAUUCUUAUUGAAUCUUUAAAAAUAUUCCACUGUUCAUAUUAAUCUCUCUUAGCAGUGGUCUUUUACUUCAAAACUUUUUUCUUCUUCAUAAUUUAGUUUUAAGAACUUCAUUUUUUUUAAAAAAACUAAAUUCUUUAAAUUUAGAAAAUGUACCAAAAUGUUUAGAAAUGUACCAUUUUUAAUAAGAUUUUUUUUUGGAUCAUUGAUUGUUUUUGAAGAUAAAAGACAUAGAUACAAAUUCUGUGUGCUUUUAUUUCAUAAUUUAAAAAAUCAUUAGUGAAUUUCUUUAAAUUUCACUGUAAAAGAAUAUUAUAUAUUGAUGUGAAAAUUAAAUACUUUGUAAAAAACUACUCUAGAGUCUUGUAAAUCUAAAUAUCUAUUAUUUGAUAUUUGUUUAAUUUGAACUCUGUGCUGAGACAAUAACAAAAAUAACAAUGAUAAAAAAAGUGUCAUUUUUUAAAUAUAUUGUAAGGCAAUAUAAAGCAAAUUAUCAUGUUGAUUGUUUUAUACUACAGUUUUUCAGAUUUUUGCCAUUCCUAUCUGAAUAUUUUGUCAAUGUCUCAUAUACCAGUUUUUAAAGAAACCAUAGUAUAACAGGAGCAGCCGUAUAAUAUGUAUUUAACUUCAUAUUAUUAAUUUAUAUAUUUAUUUUCAUGCUAAACUUUAUAAAUAAUUUUAUGAACUGAAAAUUUUUUUAUUUUAAUAAAUAUCUUGAUUAGUUUGGAUUAAUGAGACUCUAGUAAGUUUUAAUUUAUAUAUUUUUAUUGUAAAUUACAACUUGUAUUUUAAUAUCAAAAAUUAUUCUUUGUUACUUUUGAUUUGAUAAAUUUGGGAAAUGAAUAAUUUGUGAUUGAGAUGUCAUUUUUUGAAUUGUGUGCCAAUGAAAACAAUAUGUUUCAUUUUAAAGAAAUAUUUUGUAUUUUAAUCAAUUAUAUUUUAUGUUUUGUUAAUUUGUUUCUU